This is a messenger RNA of Moesziomyces aphidis, 2901 nucleotides long. The record is from the annotation of a GenBank genome assembly. NCBI's taxonomy places the organism in Eukaryota, Fungi, Basidiomycota, Ustilaginomycetes, Ustilaginales, Ustilaginaceae.
AUGGCGAGAGAAAUAGCAGAAACGCAAGCCGCAGCUGAUCAUGCCGCCCCACCGACGGAAAGGCAUGCUGAUGAAGCCAUCAUCACUGAUCUCAAUCAUCGACCAGGCGAGCAACCUUUGGUUACAGUGAACGCAAAGGAAACCCACUCACCGGAAAAGGACGCUACAGCGAAGGCGGAUGCGUCCGUUGUAGAUGCACCGACCGACACGACCCUUCUUACAACUACGUCGGCUGCAGAUGCUUCGGUCAACGGAACAGAAUCGUCCUCAGGAGUCCUACCGUCCCACCCGCUUCAACCAUCAGAAGACACGGACAAUCACGUUGUGAAUCAUAUCGACCAGACUCCGGAUGAUCAGUCCGCCGGAGAGCCUCACUUAGCAGAUCCAUUGUCGAAUCUCGCAACUUCAAAGGAAGAUGACGAGAGCUUUGUCCCACCGGACAUGGAACAUAUCGUCAGUACGGGUGUAACACAAGACUCUGCAGCAUCGAUGCAAGCAUUGCGAGAGCUGGUUGCCCAAGCCCGCGCUUCUUCGGGCCAGCCACGCGAGUCGCUUCCACCUGGAUUCAGCGACGACGACAUGGAAGCCUCCGCAGCGCCGCCCACGACCGAGCAGCGCGGGGAGAAACGGAAAGCAGAAGCAGAGCUCGAAGACCUCCUUCAGACCAGCUCCGGUAUCGAAGAGGCCAAGGCUGCUGCUGAACAGAGUCAGCAUCCAGAGACGAAGACCCUGUUGCAAAAAGCGCUCUCUUCGCUCUCUGGUCUAGUAUCACGCAGACCGAAGGCGGACGCUUCUCAAACAACGUCGGCGCCAUCGAUGGCAGCUAAGCACGGCAAAGUCGCGGACGAAGGAAGCGACUCCGACAGCGAUUCCAGCUCGGAUGACGAGUCUUCCGGUAGUGAUUCAUCCGAGGACGAAGACGAGGAUGCAGAGGACGACGCUGGCAAUGCUGGCCAAGCCUUGGCGGCCGAUGACGAUGACGAAGAAGGUGGAGGCCCUGGCGGAAGCUCGGCGCCAGCGACUAAGAACGAGAUCCUGGCCCCAGAGGUCGAGCAGCCUGCUGUUCGAAUGCUGUCGGGCACGGACAAAGCGACCCUGCGAAAGCUCGGCAAAGUGCAUUCCAUCGUCGACAGCGUCGUCGUAGUCGAGCAAGAUGUGCAGCAGAAUUCGAAGUCGGACCCAGCGAACAGCCAUCCCGCUCCGGUGGACAGCACCGGUCGACAAGGUGAGCGCGAGGGCGAAUACAGCGUCCUCGACACAGGCAGUCUGCUCUGCUUCGACGACGGCCAGGUGCUCGGCCUCGUCUUUGAAACGUUCGGCUCGAUCCACAACCCCAUGUAUUCGAUUCGCUUCCCCUCGGCCGCCGCGAUCGACCGCGAUGCCGUUCAGACUGGACGCUCGGUCUUCUACCUUCCCGGGCAAAGCACUUAUGUCCUCACCCAGCUCCUGCGCUCCAUGAAGGGCAGUGACGCAAGCAACAUGUGGGACGAAGAGGUCGCUGACGACGAGAUCGACUAUUCGGACGACGAGCAGGAGGCCGAAGCCAAGCGUCGUGUCAAGGCCAUCCGUGCGGGCAAGGUGGAUGAACAAGGUAACCCGCUUCCCUCCAACUCGAAUAGAAGCAACAAGCGCCAAAAGCAGCACGCCGCCGCUGCCGGCAACCAUACUUCUGGACCUCACCACGGCCCGGCAGGACCGAGCUUCCAUCAAGCCCCACCCCAGAGCGCAGCGGGUGCGCGCAGCUCGAUGAUGAGCGCUUACAAUGGCCCGAACGCGGCUCCAAGGCGCAAUGCUGGUCAAGCCCAGCCGGCCAGCUCCCUCCCGCCCGCCAGUGCUGCUUCUCUCGGACCGGCCUUCCCUCAUGGAAUCGCUUCGCUUCCGCCGAAGCCAUCGGCAGGAUUGCCCUCCAGGCCUAGCUUCAUCGCAGAGCCACCUUCCUCUUCUGCUCCCCGGCCGUCUGCUCCUGGACUAGAUCCGACGGGCGAGCUCUCGUCCAUGCCUCGGUCCAGGGUUGGCACGGCUGAAGGCCAACCGAGCGGCCAGAGCCACAGCAGGAUGUCUAGCGGAGCUUCCGUCAAUCUACCUGCCAAGCCGAUAGACGCUGCUGCCGCAGCCGCGGCCGUAGCCGCUUCUUCCAAAACGGGCUCGCCGAUGCCGCCGCAUCGAGCUCCGGCUUCAGCAGGCGGGAUGGGCUCGCCGUCGCAACCCAGCCGACUCGCAUCGAAUCCUGCUUCCUAUCCCAGCCAGGCUUCUCCCACCUGGUACUCUGGAUCCGGCUCAGCAACACCCAACACUCCGGCCUCGCCUGCCAUGCCGUCUCCGCAUGUAGCUGGUCGGAGCGCCGCAUACAGUCCCGGCGGUUCAGGCGUGUCGCAGCCGGCCUCAACUGGUCAUUACAAUCCCGCCUAUGCGGCUCGUUGGCAGCACGGCUACGCUCCCACCGCUCCUUCAGCGGCGCCGCCUCACGCACCUGGUGCCAUGCCGUGGAACGGCUCCCAGGCGUAUCCUGCACCGCCGUUGCAUUUUGGCCAAGGCGGCGUGCAUCCGCAAGCCUAUCCCGGCUACGGCGGUGCCUAUGGACAGUACGGUGCAGGCCCAGCAGGCGCGUGGAACGGCACCAGCUAUCCAGCCAUGCAAUACAAUGGCUACGCAGCCGGUCCUGGCAGCAGCGCCGCGAUGCAGAACAGCAUGCACGGCUAUCAUGCAUCCACCGCGCAACCGCAUGCUUACCCCGGUCCGGCUGGAGGCGGUGAUGCGUACAGCACGUAUGGCUAUAGUGCGCCUUCCCAGCAUGCUCCCGGUGCGGCUGGCGCGGAUAGAUACGACCCGAGGAGCCCCGCGAUGGCAAGCAACGGCAACCCGAGCUCGACUCAGCCUGGCCUUGGCCCGCAAGGACAGUAA